This is a messenger RNA of Zingiber officinale, 1865 nucleotides long. Its product is annotated as probable E3 ubiquitin-protein ligase XBOS32. Bases 220 to 1695 code for a protein of 491 amino acids. The transcript is spliced from 11 exons. NCBI's taxonomy places the organism in Eukaryota, Viridiplantae, Streptophyta, Magnoliopsida, Zingiberales, Zingiberaceae. Gene Ontology annotation, molecular function: protein binding. The record is from RefSeq and is a predicted model, not a curated record.
UAGAUACCGUAAAAAGACGUCGUCUUUGGGCUGAAUCCGAUCUGGAAUCAGCUCCCGACGACGAAAAAGAUCGAGUUGGGGGAGAUACCUCGUCGCCGAUCCUUCCAAAUGGAGGAGAAUUUGAGGUUUGCCUUGACGAGAAAAGAAGGGAUUUUUUAUUUGAUGUCCUCACCUGGUCGUCGAUGUUGGUGAGGAUUGUUGCGGACGAAUUUGGGGAUCAUGGGAUUUCUAAGCGUCGUGGGCAAUUCCUUUGGGUGUUCCGCCACCGGAGAGCGGCUGGUGUCGGCGGCGAGAGAUGGGGAUCUGCAAGAGGCCAAAGCCCUCUUAGAGGUCAAUCCUCGACUAGCUCGGUACUCCACCUUCGGCGUUCGGAAUUCGCCGCUCCAUUACUCCGCAGCUCAGGGUCACCAUGAGAUUGUCUCUCUUCUGAUCGAAUCUGGAGUUGAUGUUAACCUAAGGAAUACACGAGGACAGACUGCAUUGAUGCAAGCUUGUCAAUAUGGUCGUUGGGAGGUUGUUCAGACAUUAAUUAUUUUCAAAGCCAAUAUUCACAGAACAGAUUAUCUCAAUGGCGGAGCAGCUCUCCACUUUGCAGCUAUAAAGGGUCACACUCGUUGCAUACGUCUUCUCCUUGCUGACUAUGUUCCAAGCAUAUCUAAUUUUUUGAAAAUGAUGAGGUCAAAAUCAAAACGGGAAUCAUCUAUUCCUGACUUCGACAAGAGUGCAUUAUCUAAGGUUGUGAACCAAAAGGCUGAUGGAGGCAUCACAGCUCUGCAUAUGGCAGCACUAAAUGGGCAAGCAGAGACUGUGCAUUUACUACUAGACUUGGGUGCCAGUGUUUCUGAAGUCACUGUGAAAGAUGGAUCAACAAUUGAUCUUAUUGGUGCUGGAAGCACACCCCUUCACUAUGCGGCUUGUGGGGGAAAUGCAAUGUGUUGUCAGGUUCUUAUAGCAAGAGGAGCCAGCUUGAGUGCUGAAAAUGAUAAUGGAUGGACCCCUUUAAUGGUAGCCCGUUCAUGGCAUAGAAAUUUGAUUAUAGAAAUCCUGAGUCACAGAUCAAGUGGUCGCAUAAAGGUUCUCCCCUCCCCAUAUUUGUCUAUUCCUCUUAUGAGCAUCAUGAAGAUUGCUAGAGAAUUGGGUUGGAGGAGCACAACCCAGUCACCUGCAUGCACUGAUCCUUGUGUUGUUUGCCUGGAAAGGAGAUGCACAGUAGCUGCUGAAGGUUGCAACCAUGAAUUUUGCACCAGAUGUGGCCUGUACCUGUGUUCCACCACCAACACCUCAACAAGCUUGUUGGUGCCACCAGGAUCCAUCCCUUGCCCCUUGUGCAGGCAUCCUAUUGUCUCAUUUGCCAAAAUUCCUGGAGUGAGUCCAAUCAGGGAGCUGCCGAGAAGGAGCAUAAGCUUGUCUCUAUGCACUGCCUGCCCAUCUGUGAAUGGCUUUGGUGGCACUGCACCAAUGACUGCACAGUUCUGUAAGCCCGAGUUCCAUUUCACCAGGGCCCCUCCUUUUGGCUCCUCUUCUUUCAGGUCACUUAGCUGUCAAAGGUUUCCCUCCAUGAAGAUGAACCAAACACUUUGCAUGGGAGUUCCUGAGACAAGCCCCUCACUCGUGAGAUUUUCAAGGUCUGGUUCGAACUUAAGACGAGUCUCUUUCACAUCGCAAGCCAUUGUCACAAAUGCUGAGAGGGGUUAGUUUUUUCACCUUCAAAUCAAUUCUUUUGUCACCCCUACGGUUUCUGCUAUGUAUAUUUUUGCCUAGUUUGUUCAGUAGAGAUUCAUGGAUUCUGUAAUUAUUGUUUGUAGUUAAAACAAGUUUGUUUGUGCAACUGUAGUCAAGUUGUUGCUAUGCAUUUUUUUAGCUAA